Messenger RNA from Cheilinus undulatus (humphead wrasse), 7164 nucleotides. It is a transcript of the gene nktr, whose product is annotated as natural killer cell triggering receptor. Gene Ontology annotation, biological process: protein folding; protein peptidyl-prolyl isomerization. The coding region runs from base 2948 to 6589 and encodes 1213 amino acids. The transcript has 13 exons. Gene Ontology annotation, molecular function: peptidyl-prolyl cis-trans isomerase activity. NCBI's taxonomy places the organism in Eukaryota, Metazoa, Chordata, Actinopteri, Labriformes, Labridae. The record is from RefSeq and is a predicted model, not a curated record. Gene Ontology annotation, cellular component: nucleus.
UGAUAAGUGUCGUUUUGAAAGCAACUAAACUUCUUUUGCAUGAGCAAUAUAUUGCAUGUAAAUAUGGCGCUAGUAAUGGGUUUCUUGUGAAUUUUUCCUACGUAUGACUCUGUCGACCUUCACUUUUCCAUUGUGUAGUGCUGUCUUCUGUUUAGUAACAGUAGAGGGCUUUAUCAAAUCAGCAUGGAGAGUAGGCAUUCUCUUUAUUGAAAGCUACAAUCUUCCUGCCUAAAAUUUUCAACAUAUUCUUUUAUUUAUAGAGUGGUCUUUUGCAAAAUGAGAAGGUAAGAGAUGAACACAGUUCAGUAACACAAUGUCAACAUUGUCCCCACCACCUUCCUCUGUCACUAAAACAGUGCAAAUGUUUGCAGGUGCACAUUUGUGCUAAAGGCCUGUUCUAGGUUUUCUUAUUCAAACAAGUUCACUGUUAGACCCCCUCCGAGCCUCAGGGUGCUCAGGUUACUUUUUAUGUUGCAUACGUGUAUUUAUAACCACACAACUUCCAUGACGUGUGGUCAGACGGAGGCUGCAGGGUUCACUGCUCAGUAGGAAGACCCCAUAGAGAACCACACUGACACACUGCUGCCUUGCACAAUGCUUCAUAAGAAUGAAGAGAACAUUUGAAGCAUUUAAGAUUUUGGGUUUCCAAAAUUUGAAAAACUUUCAUUUAAGACCCAGUUCCUAAAAGUUGGGAAGUUUUUAAAAUGCCAGUGAAACAGAUUGUGAGGAUUUGCAAAACAUUGAACACCCAUAUUUACCUGAUGAUGGCACAAAGAUGUCUUAACGAAUGCUGAAAUAUAAAGGUGUUCUUAGCAAGUUAUAUGCCAGCUUUGAAUUAGAUGACUUGUUCAACACAUUUCAAGAAUGUUUGGACAGGGUCAUGUUUAUCACUCUGCUGCAUCACUUUUUUAAACAACACUCUAUGAAUAUGAGGACUAAGAGGACCAAUACAGUGUUUCUGUUGAAAAAAAUGUUGAAUUGUUGCACUUUGUACAAGCACAGACUUUAAUAAAGUAGUGAACCCCUUCGCAUUCCUACUCCAGAUAAGUCUGAUAGUCUGUUUCUGAAGCAGAGAGCAGAGAAGCUCAAGUCAGAGCAGCUGGAUCACAAGUUCACAUGAAUAAGGAAAAGAAUAUGGAGAAGUGUGUAUAUGAGCUUUGGCAAAUUAGGUGUUCAGCAGGAGACAACUGGUGGGUUUGUGGAGGCUGAGAUCCUGGAAAAUCUGGACUAGGUAGUCUUAACACUGAGGUUCCCAGUCCAGAGGCCAGGGGCUGGGCCUGCAGGAAGUUGGUUGUGAGGGAAUGGCAGGGACAGCCUUGAGUAAGACCUGAACGUGCAGUCGUCAGUCCUCCUGUUUGUAACGCACCUAGGCUAUGAAGGCCUGGAAGACCACAGACUCACAGUGCAUGUUGAGCUCAUUGCGGCUGAUGAGGGUGACCAGCUGGCAGCAAGACAAGUUAAAUGACUUCUCCGGAGUGGCCACCUGGCUAAAGUUCAUGUAAAUGUACUUGUGGGCCUUCUGUUGCAGCUCUGUGCAGCCGAUCUGCCCAGCAAAGUUGGCCAUGCUGAUGGCGUUGCUGGGGUUGAGCUGCUGGACAAGGAAGUCACAGCAGGAUUUGACAAAGCUGUCCGUCUCUUUGCCUGUACUGGGUUUAUUUGCUUUUAAUUUGCUUCCUGUUCUGACAGAAUGUUGAAAAAUAGGCAGGAUAGUUGACGGACGGUCUGUACCUGCUGUUUUAUUUUGAAAUUGGCUGGAUGCUCUGUGUGGUCUUUCAGUGUCUUCCUGUUUGGGUUGAUCUGCUCUGUGCAGACACAUGCUUGCUGGCAUGUGUAACACAUAGUGCUAAAAAUAGAAUCAAGCAGAGUUGAGUGGUGCUAAUGGCACGUGUCGAUGGAUCCCAGCUCACGCUGUGGAAAUCCAAGGACUGGCUAAAAAGGGGGCAAUUUGUUCCACAGUGCGAAAGGAGCCCUGUACAGACUAUGUGGCGGUGGGGGUUAGCUUCCAUGGGAUGCUCAUUUUACAUCCAGUCUUGUUACCAGCCUGUUGUCGGUACACCUUCUUUACAGUGAGAUGCUUCAUCAGGUGUUUUUUUUUUCUUUUUUUGUUUUACAACUCUUCCAGUCUUUUGUUGCCACAUCCCAACCUUUUUGAAAAGUUUAUUGACAUUAAACUCAAAAUUAGCAUAAUUUUAGCAUAUUUUUUCCCCAAGACAGUAACAAAGUCUGUUUGAAACCUUUGAUAUGUUGUCUUUUAGCUAUUUUCAAGAAGAUAUGGGGAUUAAAUGCUUUUCAAAUAAUCACAUUCUGUCUUAACAUUUAACAAAGCGUCCCAGCUUUUAAGGAAAUGGCUUAUAUUCCAAAAGCCUGAUAAUUGUUACAUGUAAGUUUUUUUUUAUUUAAAGCAUAGUUCCUCUUGAUUUUCAAAUAUUCGUGUCUUUUAAAUUGCAUGUUCUACACAUCAGAUGCACCAAUUUUCCAAAGCAUUCAGUGUUUUUGGUUUUCAUUCAUUUAAUAUGCAAUAAGGUUACAAAAGCAAGCCUCUUAUUUUGUGCUAGAAUGAAUAAAAAUCAGUAUUGUAUAAAUUGGUACUUGUUGAGGGUCAUAUUUUUGUGUAAGUAUUCAUUUUUGGGGGGAAAAAAACAACAAAACCACAGAAAGUAAGCUAAACAGUGCAGUUGUGGAAGGACUUGUUGGUGAGGCAAUGAUUAGGAUUUAUGAUUUACAGUUUUUCUUCCUUUUAAUCCUACUUUCCCCUGAAUAUUUCCAACGUGUUUUAAAAGGGGCACUCGAAGACUUGGAUCUGUCUUUUUCUGGUCCCAACAGAUGAGAACUUCACUCUCAAACACGACAAAGCCUUCCUGUUGUCCAUGGCCAACCGAGGGAAGGACACCAACGGCUCACAGUUUUUUAUAAACUCUAGCAUCCUGCUCUUCCAAGCACGACAAAGAUGGCGCCUCACCUCGAUGGAGUCCAUGUCGUCUUUGGUCUCGUCAUCUCUGGUUUUGAAGUGAUAAAGAAGAUUGAGGGACUGAAGACGGACCCAGCCAGCAGACCCUACGCUGAUGUGAGAGUGAUAGACUGUGGACAACUUUUCACAAAGUCUGCUAACGAUGUACUUGAAGGCAAGAGAAAACAUCACUCUCAUUCUGCAGAAUCGUCCCAGAAUUCCCUCGACUCAUCGUCUCAGCCCUCCUCUUCAGAAAAAUCUGAGAGUGAAUCAGAUGAGAAGCACAAACAUCAAAAGCACAAGAAACAUGCGAGUAAACAGUUGAAAAAGAAAAGGAAGGAAUCAAAAAAGCUGAAGAACACUCAUGAUCUCCAUCCAAAGCAAAGUCCUGUGGACAGAGGGACUGUGGACGGAGAGAAUGAAGUGGACGGAGAGAAGGAGCAGAGCAGCAAGAGAGAGAAGCCCGUCGUCAGACCAGAGGAAAUCCCACCAGUGCCAGAGAACCGCUUCCUGCUGCGACGGGACAACGCUUCUCAGGAAGAUAAAAACACACAGAUAGUUGAGAGAGAAGAGCCGUCUCUGUCAGUUGACCAGAAGCCAGCCAUCUCCAAGUCGGGACGGAAGAUCAAAGGCAGAGGGACGAUGAGAUAUCACACCCCCACAAGGUCUAAGUCACGUUCUGCGUCCGUGGAGGAGCGCGGCAGCAGUGAAACUCCGCCACACUGGAAAGAAGAGAUGAAGAGAACCAAAGUCUAUCAGCCACCGAGCAUCGAAAGAUGGAGCAAAGGAGACAAAUGGGAUGACAGAAGUGACUCUGCGUGGUCCCGGUCUGCAGAACGAUCCUCAGACGGUAGCUCAGUGAGGUCCCCGCUGCACCACAAACAGAAGAAAGAGAAGAAAAAAGCCAAACACAAGAAAAAAGCCAAAAAACGGAAACACAGCAAGAAGAAAAGCUCCAAGGUCAAAGCUCAAGAGACCUACCUGUCAGAUGGAGAGAGGUCUGCAUCCUCCGGAAAAAAGUCCAGGAGAUCCCGCUCUCCGUCCUGCUCCUCCUCAAAUCAGCAUCAUUCAUCACCAUAUAGACGACGGCAGUCCUCACUGUCGUACUCCAGAUCAUACACAUCCAGUCGGUCCAGAUCUAGAGGGAGAUCACGGUCCUAUUCACGAUCCAGAAGCCUUUCUCGAUCUAGAAGUCGGUCUCUGUCUCCAUCGAGAUCACUGUCCUAUUCUCGAUCUUGCUCCAGAUCUCGAUCCAGGUACAGAUCCCGCUCUCCAUCCAGAAAGAGGAGUUCAUCCAGAUCUCCAAGAAAAAGGAAAGCUAACAAGCUCAAAGUGGAUGCAUUGAUUCCUGAGAAACCUCCAGAAGGCAAAGUUCCAACUGUACCAAGGCUCCCCACUGUCCCGCCUCCUGAAAGCGUCCCUGUGAUCCCGCUGAGUGACAGUCCUCCCCCGUCACGCUGGAAACCAGGCCAGAAGCCGUGGAAGCCUUCCUACAUCCACAUCCAGGAAAUUAAAGCGAAAGUAGCUUCAAGUAGCAUUUCCUCUGCUGGAAAAACGGCUGACAGCGCUUCUGAGAAAACCCAGACUUCACCAAAGCAUCUACCAGGUGAGUCUGAAAGCGUCCAAACAAACAGACCUUCAGGACGCUCACAAAGUAGAUCAUCAAGGAGCAAGUCAUACAGCCGCUCCCGGAGCAGAAGCUACAGUAGGUCCAGAUCCAGGUCAUCAUCCUACAGCAGAUCAGGCUCUGAAAACUCCCAGAAAACUAGCAGCCAUAGGAAGAAUUUGCUUAACAAGGAGUGGAAGGAGUAUUACAGCUCUCUGAGGAGGAUAAAACAUUUAGACAAGUACAUUUCACUGGAAAGUAGUCGAGAUGCUCAGCCAGGAUCGGAAAACGAGGCAGGAUGGGAGCAGGAGUCUCUGGAGAAAACAAAAGAGAAAAACAGCUCUCAGGAUGGAGAGAUGAAACAUUGCAGCUCAGUUCCAGCUGAGAGCUUUAACAGCAGGUCUGAAUGGGACAGUGACAGCGAUAAAGUGAGCCAAAGUAACAGCGCCACCCUGUCAAGAAAGCACAAACAAGCAGCUCAGUCUGGUGAAUAUGUCAAUAAAAAGUUGUCUGGAUGGAACUCAGAAAGCGACCCUGAAAAUAUCACCACCAGAACAUCGGCUGUAUCUGAAAAAGAAGAAGGUGAGGCGAGUUCAGAAUCCGAAUACGAGGCUUCCAGAAAGACGUCAGAGGCAGCGGUCGCUGCCAUCACAUCUGAGGAAAGUCCUGCGAAGGAGCCUGAGAGACACAAGAGCAAGAAGAAAGCCAAACGUAAACACAAACACAAGAAAAGAAGCGAGAACAAAAGCGGAGCACAUCACAGUAAAGACAAAGGGAAGAGAUCCAAGAGGAAACAUCAGAAGCUGAAAGAGACUUUUCACUGGCAGCCACCGUUAGAGUUUGGAGAGGAGGAGGAAGAAGACGAGUUAAGACGGGAGAAACGCAGUCCUGGAAGAGCUGUGAAAGAGAGACCAGGUGGUGAGAGUGUUAGUGAAAACCAAAAUGUGAACAAGAAUGCUGCAAGAGAAGAAGAAAGGGGGCAACAACGAGAGAAAGAAAGUAGUUGCAGAAACCUGAAACAUGCUGAGACUCAUCAUCAGUCAUCUAACAAGAACGGUGGUAAUUUACCUAAUGUCAAAGAGCAAGAGUCACUAGAGGACAUGGACAUUUGUACUCCAGAGCAUGAUGUUGAGAUAGAAGAACCCCCUGUUACACAGGAUCAUCAUAAUGAUGCUGAGUCAGCCUUUAAAUCUGCCCCAAAGUCUGCAGAUAUGAUUUCAGGUAACAGCAAAGAGAAUCCCUCUUUAAACUCAACUACAACACCUGGUGAAAAGCAGGAAGAAGAAACCACGGAUAAACCUCUCAUUAGUUUCAAAUGGAGGCCUUUGAAAGGAACAUCAGCUCUACAGAAUGCAAACAUGCAUCAAGUCAUGGUCAAAAACGCCCAGCUUCAAGAGACCACCAAAGCCGAAGGAGUCAGAAUGGAGAUCAAGAGCAAAAGCCGGGUCAGGCCGGGAUCUCUGUUUGACGAAGUUCGGAAGACGGCUCGGCUCAACCAGCGGCCGAGGAACCAGGAGAGUUCCAGUGAGGAGAGAUCUCCCUCGGCAGGGAAGAAAACGAGGGCAGCAUCACGCACUAGCUCCCCAAAGAAGACAAAGAAAUCCAGGUCCACAUCCAGGAAGUCUCGCUCCGUCUCCAGCCACCGGUCACGCUCCAGAGGUUGGUCUCACUCCUACAGCCGGUCCAGAAGUCGAUCCCGCAGCUCCAGCUACUCCUCCAGGAGCCGCAGUAGGAGUCAUGGGAGACGCAGAAGAGGACGAUCACACUCUCGUAGCAGCACAUAUCGGAGUUACAGGAGUCACAGUCGGACCUACAGUAGGAGUCAUUCAAGGAGUCGCUCAUAUACUCGACAUCGGAGAUCCAGGUCAGACUCCUACGACAGCUAUUCAAGUCGGAGUCGGAGUGCGAGCAGGAGAAGAGGCCGCGGCCGAAGUGACAGCUACAGAAGCUCAGACCGCCGUUCCCGGUCAUAUCGCUCCUCCAGUCGCAGUUCAUCCAGGCGCAGAAGUCACAGUCAGAGCAGUCGGUACAGUUGAUCCUCAAACUGAGAGGGAACAAAACCACCAAGUCUUGACACUGAGAAACACUUGCUAGUUAUUGUUGCUAUAUUAAAACAACAAUAACUGAAGCUUGUAUGGCAAAAAAUGUAAUUAAUCCUGUGCUUUAUGAGCUGUUAUGGCAGUGUUUGAGUUGAAGAAUGUAACGUUAGCCACAGGAAAGAAACUCAAGAUGUCUAGAGGUAUAAAAACAAUUUCUGUUUAUAUAAUCUGUAUAUAUUUAAAAGAAUAUUGUAUAUUUGUGUAACCCUUUUCUACUUUUGUUUUAUGAACUGUUAUGAACACGUUAACUAUAAAAUUCUUAUCUUUGAGAUCUGAGUUGUUGGAGGGGCGUGGUUGGUACUUUUUGCUUUUAAUGCAGGGUCAGCAAGUGGGAUUGUUUAUUAAAAAAAAAAAAGUUUAGCAGCAGUUCAAGCUGUACUUGUCUUUAUUCCAGUUGUUUUAAUACUGUACCAUGAAUGUUUAAACUGUACUCAAAGUAUAGUGUGCUCUUUUUUUUAUUUUAUUCAAACAGUUAUGAAUGUUUACACUGAAUAAAUACCACUUUUGAGGUU